Messenger RNA from Colossoma macropomum (tambaqui), 834 nucleotides. RefSeq names its product chromosome unknown C1orf194 homolog (gene cfap276). The coding region runs from base 231 to 713 and encodes 160 amino acids. NCBI's taxonomy places the organism in Eukaryota, Metazoa, Chordata, Actinopteri, Characiformes, Serrasalmidae. The transcript is spliced from 5 exons. The record is from RefSeq and is a predicted model, not a curated record.
CCCAUCACUGCGUCUUAGUGUGUGUGAGAUUCAGUCACUCGUGCUGCUGAAAGUUGAUCUGAUCAUAACACACAGCGCCGCUCGAGCCUGUCCACCGCUGUUGCUGUUGUGACGUCAGGUUUUUUGGUUGCUUGGUUUCGUAGCAACGGUGGUCAGAACAACAGCGCGGCUCUUACGGAGUAAACAUUCCUACAGUUAAAGUUACUCCAGCUGAGGAGAUUCAGCUCGCAAUGCCGCGAAACCGAGAUCCGUUUCCUUUUCCAAGAUAUGAGAAUGACCAAACUUUUACAGGGAAUCAAGUUUGUCAGAAACCCCCUUUUAAAAAGCCCACCCACAUCGCGCAGAAUGAUCAGCCGUGGAGCCGUCUGAACGAUACGGCAACCGAAACCAGCAUGAGGCGAAGCGUCCUCUACCAUGAUAAGGAGGCACCAAAAGACAGUCUGGACUUCCAUCUCAGAUCUGUCUAUGAUAACCAUCUGGACUUCCUCCGAAACAAGAACCAAACGCUGUUACAGCGAGAGACCCUGAAGGAGCGGAGGGUAAAACACAAAGAAGCAGAUGAACCAAUCUGUGACACUCAGGAAAUGAGAGUGUGGGUGAACCCUCAGAAAGAGUCCAUCUACAGCAUUGAGGGAACCAUUGAGUCUCACCACAACGCUUCUACAAACCGAGGCUACUCCAGGAAACACGACGGCGGGUUUUAUUCAGCAUAAAGCACCGUUUUUACCAAAAGCAGCUAUACUAGCUACUCCUCAGCUAGAUAUACUGUACUAACUUUACCUGUAUGAUACGAAAAAAAAACACUGCCGAAAAAAUAAAGUAACUCACAAAGCA